Molecule: messenger RNA, 1898 nt
Organism: Magallana angulata
Lineage: Eukaryota; Metazoa; Mollusca; Bivalvia; Ostreida; Ostreidae
Exons: 5
Coding region: 1-504 (167 amino acids)
Source: RefSeq, a predicted model, not a curated record
AUGUUAACAUACAGAAAAGUUGCAUACAUAUUAUGUAUGUUGGUGACUGUAUUGCUUUCGUUCGUGGCCACAGAAAAAGGACCGUGUGUCAAUUUCUCGAAUGGAUGCUGUCCAAAUACACGAUGGGAUGCAGAUAUCAACACAUGCACAGAUUGUCCAAUUGGGUACCAUUGGAUUAACUGCAGCAGACCAUGCGUUUAUCCGUAUUAUGGAGCAAAAUGUGCUUACAAUUGUUCUUGUGAGAAGACCUACUGCAAUGUAAUGCUUGGGUGCAUAUCAGACAAUAAGUCUAGCAUUGCAAAACCAAUUAUCACCGGAAUACCUUUGUACGGUUUUGAACACAACACAACUCAAUUAGUAUUCAAAAUGGAACCAACAAGCAAAAGAUACAACUGGAUAAACACUGCACUUAUUCUGGUCACGUUGAUUUUCGUCCUUGUGGCCGUAGCAUAUUUUAUCAUGCAAAUAGUAGAAAGAAAUAUGGAAAGAGUAUCAACUUCCUAAAGUUAACAGUUUUAAGCAUUUCAAUAAUUAUGUGUGUUAGUAUAUGCAUGUAAUGUAUAUACAUGUAUAGUCGUCUCUCUCUCUCUCUCUCUCUCUCUCUCUCUCUUCUCUUUCAGACAAAAUAACAUGUUUUUGCUGACGAGUUACGUAAUUCUUAUGGUGUUAUAGAGAGAAUUUUAGAAAUGCAUACGAUCUAUUUUUCUCAUUGAUUUACUAAUUAUAAUCAAUAAAAAUUAUGUUAUUCUAUGGUCAGCACAUUCUUUCACAUGUACACCCAAGAUGAUAUUUAUCGAUGGUAUGAGGGUUAAAUUUUACAGAUCAAUCUGAACCAGAUUAUUUCAGGCAUUCCUAAAGACAUGUAUAUGAGGGGUUGAAGGCUGCCAAAAAUUUAUUGUGCAAUACUUAACUUUCUUUUACAAGUUUUUUUUUAAUUUUCAGUACACUUUAUAUAGAUUUGUUUUUAAAAUUAAUUAACGUUUUCUAUUGAACUAAUUUGUAAAUGUACAUGUAUAUGAUUGUUAGUACUCUUUUCUCGACUCAAUGGCUUCCUGUUUUUAUUCUGAAUAUGUGUUGUUGUUGUUGUGAAUACCCUCAUAUAAUUGUAACAGGUAAUGACCAGAGUGUUUUCAUUUUACUUUUGUUAUACAUCUAAAUGUAGGAGAUUGGUAACCAUCUUUGUUUUGCCUCGGACUGGUGACACGCUUUUUUGUAUUAAGCCCCUCAUUAACACCAGCAUAUAUCUAAAAAGUCGACAAGAAGGGACUUGUAGACGGAAACAUGGUGACUAAAUCGUCUUAUUACUCAUAUGUUUUUCAAUACAUUAACAUAUAUUGUCAGAUGGCAAGGGUUCUCAAAAACAUAAAACACUUUUUGGUUUCUUAUUCAUUCUUGAUGGAAAUAUCGAGUGGGUAAGGAUCAUAGAAAGAUUGGCUUUGCAUUACCUUUUAAAAACUUUGACGACUACGCAUACAUGUAUAUCUAUAUGUAUGGACAUUCAGCAGCAAACGAAAUAAGUAUAUGUAAUAUGUUUUCUUUUGUAACUUACUAGUGUUUUCCCCGUUUCUUCGGAUCGUAUUCAUGUGAUUUUUUUUUCCUUAGUUUUAUGGAUGUGUUUAACAUGGGCGUAAUUUCUAUUAGAAAUCCAGAUGUAUUUUCUAUAAUACAGAUAUACAUAGAUAGUUUUAAAAAUGGGUAAAUGAAAAAAAUCCUGAAGGGGAAGGAAUGUCACAAAUAUUUUUUUAUUUGAACUAAUAAAAUGGCUUAAAUUAUUCCAGUUUGUCAUAUUGUUUUGAGGAUAAAAUACCGCAAACAAGCUUUAAAGGACAUCUGAUGGUAAAACAUUCAAAUUCCUCGCCAUUGACUGGAGACUGACAGGAUGUAGAAAUAUUUUACAU